Daphnia magna is the source of this 7587-nucleotide messenger RNA. RefSeq names its product NFX1-type zinc finger-containing protein 1. Gene Ontology annotation, molecular function: zinc ion binding; helicase activity. Bases 281 to 7390 code for a protein of 2369 amino acids. The record is from RefSeq and is a predicted model, not a curated record. Gene Ontology annotation, biological process: regulatory ncRNA-mediated heterochromatin formation. Lineage: Eukaryota; Metazoa; Arthropoda; Branchiopoda; Diplostraca; Daphniidae. The transcript has 20 exons. Gene Ontology annotation, cellular component: nuclear RNA-directed RNA polymerase complex; nucleus.
UCGAUGUCUAAAAAGUCUUAUGUCUUUCAAAUUGUCAAAUUGGCAACUUUGUCGUUUUCCGGCACUUAUCGUCCGGCGUUUGUUAUUCUUGGAACACCUUGGUCGGUUAUCAAACAAUAUAUGUCUUGUAAUAGACUAAUCGUCUGAGUUACGACACGUGACGUUUAUCACUAACCGAGAUCGACAUUCAGAAUACUCGCAGACACUCGCACCAUUUAUUCUGCGUGUAGCUCGAGAAAAUUUCUUUAGUUUUAGGUUCAUAUAUGAACUGAGAAACACCAUGUUGUCACCAGAGGAAGAAGACAGAAUUUUGCAAGUUCCUAGGGACAAGCGGACAUCCAACAAUAGAUAUCUUAGACUUACAUCAGAAUUAAAACAGCCUAAGCUAGAGAAUGAAUUGUCUGUUAGGGCCAAACUUUCUGGAACAUCUAGAUCAUCUUCUAGCCACACUUCUGUAUUUUCAAAAAAACCAAACAAGAAAAAUGAAACUUGUAGUAUCCCUCUUCAUAAAAACACACAGGAAUCAUAUUUUCCCAUUCAUACAACCAACGUAGGCUGUAGACCAAAGAGUGGGAAUUGGAGACAAACUGGUUUUAAUCUAGAAUCAGCCAAUGGAGGCCCACCUACAAGACCUGUACAGAAAUUCCAACAGCUUUUGCAACAGGACAGCAGAAUCAGAUCAAGCCAACACAGUCUUAUUAGACAAGAUAGAGACAAUGGGAAUAAUGAAAAAAAGGAUCAAGAAAAUUCAGAAAAGCCUCGCAGCAAGCAACCGUAUAAGCGCUAUCCCUUGAACUUUUCUGGUGUACAGAAAAUGAUGGCUGAAGACACUGAACCACACAUCAUUGCUCAAAAAUUUUCUGACGAAAGUGCUGGCCUUCGUCAGUUUUUAGAUAGCAAUGCUACAAAUUGGGAGGCUACUGAGCUAGUCAUUUCAGUCAUUGGAAACUUCUGCCAGAAUAAAGGAGUAGUGAAAUUUCAUAAUGCCUUUAUAAAAUUCGUUCAGAUAUUAGCUACUAAGACGGUAUUUGCUAAUUUGGAUUCCACUAUACUGCACAUACCAAAAUCUCGAUCUACGAAUCUUGGAUCAAAAAUGGCACGUAUGAGUCGUCUCAUCAGAAGCAUUAGUUACUUGACAACCGAAAUGCUAACCGUGAUGCCGGCACUCACAUGCGAUUAUUUGGGAGAAAGAUUUUUUGAAGACCUCAUUGCUUUAAAAAACCUCCCGUCUAUCAGAGACAUAAAUGUUGGCGAGGAUUUCGACUUUCUUCAGAAAGAGGGAGCUGAUCGCUUAAAGAAUGCUUGGGAACAACAUUCAAAACAGAAACCCCAGGGUAAUCUAAAUCAAGUGAGCAGAAUGCAACGACAGGAGUUGCUAUCACUCAUGAAACCACCGGAUGAUUUUCGACAGCUCAGCGUUAUGCCACAAUGGGAUGAUGUGUGUGAUAAUGCCCAACCUUUCUUGAGGCCAAACAUCAUCAGAGGAAGCUAUCCAGACGUCGAAACAUACCUGGACAUUCAAUUCCGAUUGCUGCGUGAAGAUUUUUUGAACCCAUUGCGGGAAGGACUUGUAGCUUUCCGAACUAAGAUAGGAAAACAACAAAGUCAGCAAAUUCGUGUGGACAACAUCAAGUUGUAUUAUAAUGUGAAGAUCAAAGACGACGAUGUCCAGUCCAACGACAUUUAUUUAUUGGAGUUUUCUACCAAAGGCUUUGAACGUGUUAACUGGGAAGGAAGCAAGCGGUUGCUUUUUGGAUCCCUACUUCUACUGUCGGACAAUAACUUCGAUUCCUUCAUGCUCUUCACCGUUGUAGACAGGAAACCGGAUCAGCUAUCGCGUGGCAGAUUCAGAGCGAAGUUUGAAGGUGAAAUCUUACCUGCAUAUGCAAAGAAAACCGAUCUGAUUAUGGCUGAAUCUUCGGUGUUCUUCGAAGCCUACCGGAGUGUUUUGAUCGCAUUACAGCGUAUUAGUCCGUCUCACUUUCCGAUGGAAGAUUAUAUUCUUUGUCGUAAUACUUUACCUGCCGAACCAGAAUACUUGAAAUUAAUUCCAAACCCAGUCUACGACUUGACCCCUGUGCGAAAAGCAUUUUCGGCACCAUCGACUGCACACACUGAUGAAGAAGAAGAGGAAAACGACUCCUCUCACAAUGCAGGCAAUCAGUUGCAUCCUAUGGUACAAAGACUGUUAAUGCGUGUGCCAAUUUUUGACGAACAAAGCUUACCUGAUGCCGACACCCUUGGAUUAGAUCCCAGCCAGGCUGAAGCUCUUUAUGCCGCUUUGACUAGAAAACUGGCUGUUAUUCAGGGGCCUCCAGGAACGGGGAAAACAUAUCUGGGCCUGAAAAUUGUUCAAACGUUGCUUCACAACCAGCAGUAUUGGGUUGGACUGGCAAAGCCGCAACCAACUCCCAUAUUAGUCAUCUGUUACACGAAUCACGCACUGGAUCAGUUCUUGGAAGGAAUCAUGAAGUUCACUCAGAAAAUAGUAAGAAUCGGUGGACAGUCUAAGUGUGCAGCACUUAGUUCGUUUUCGCUUCGAGAAUGGAGACAGCAGGCCACCGUACGUGGAAAAAGACCUGGUCAAUAUCGCCAUUGGCUGUAUGAAGCUCGCAAUAAACUGAGUGAAACAAAAGGCGCACUUGAAAAGCAUCGAAGAACGCAAAAGAUAAUUGAAUCUUAUGGCAUAGUUUCCAGUGAUACCUUACUUAGUUUGGGAAUAUUGCCACAGCCUGUGUAUAAUAAGCUUUGCUUCCUGAGAAGUGCUUUUGACCGCCUGUCCGCGAUACCCCAUUGGCUUGGUAUCAAAUCUAUCCAGACUCUCAGGGACAUCUUUUGGGCUUUGAGAAACUGUCACCCAAAGCCACAACAGCCCUCAGCAAAAGCUGCAGAAGACCCUAUUUUAGAUCAGGACGAACCCGGUAACGAAGAAGAAUGGGACAAAGAAGAUGUGGAAGAAAUCGAAGGGCAAAGAAUAUUGGACGAUGGCGAAUACCUGUCAAAACCUGCCAGUUCGAAAAAGGAAAAGGAACGGACAACAGGAAACGCAAUGGAAAUCGAUGAUGUCACCUUUGUUAUUUCUAUCGCAAAAAUGGACCAGGAAAUCAAUUCUUUAGAAGUUGUACUGGAUCAGUUGCAGGGCGAAGAGGCCCAGUCUAUUUUGGCCAGGAUAGCUCAUAUUCAGCAACAAAAGGAAUAUUUGAAAGAGAUUCUUGAACUUCUCCCAGUGGUAGAUGCCGAAGAGUACCAGCGAUUAAUUGAGAGGGAUCUUGUUCAGUUACCUUACCUGGACCGAUGGAAAAUCUAUUCUUUUUGGAGAGCGAAAGCCUUAGAUGUCUGGGCUGAUAAGAUAAACUCGUUAAAUUUGCAAGUCCAACAACAAACGAAUGAAAUGAAAGACGUGGAAACUAUCGAGACAGCAGAGAUUAUUCGCGUAGCACAUGUUGUUGGAAUCACAACCACUGGAGCUGCAAAGAAUAGGGCACUGCUCGAACAUCUGAAGUCGAAAAUUGUUGUUGUCGAAGAAGCAGCCGAAGUUUUGGAAGCCCAUAUUGUAACUUCCAUGUCCUCGUCUUGCGAACACUUAAUAUUAAUUGGUGAUCAUCAGCAACUGCGGCCUCCUACAACGGUGUACAAGCUUGCGAAGGAUUACCAUUUAGACGUAUCGUUAUUUGAACGAUUGAUAAAAAAUGGUGUGGAAGCAAGUGUUCUCGGUGUUCAACACCGAAUGCGAACAGACGUGGCGAAACUGAUUGUUCCAGCAAUUUAUCCGAAUUUGAAAAAUCAUCCGUCGGUGCUGAACUAUUCCAAUGUCCCUGGAAUGGCAGAAAACGUCUUUUUUCUAGCGCAUGCAGAACGCGAAAAGGGGGACAAAUCAGAUCAGGAGAGUCGCAGUCACUUGAACCCUUACGAAGCAAACAUGUCUUUGGCUCUAGCUCGCCACCUCUUGAUGCAAGGCUUGGAACCCAGCAAAAUUACGAUCUUGACAACAUAUUCCGGGCAGUUAUUGCAUUUCAAAAAAUUGCGACGAAAUCACGCUAUUUUACAAGGUGUCCGCAUUACGAUUGUUGACAACUUCCAAGGUGAAGAAAAUGAUGUCAUCAUUCUUUCAUUGGUGCGAAGCAACGAAGAUGCCAAAGUUGGAUUUCUGAAGACAGAAAAUCGCGUUUGCGUUGCCUUGUCGCGAGCGAAAAAGGGAUUUUAUCUAAUUGGCAAUAUGGGGAAUCUGGCCACAAGUAGCGACCUUUGGCGUAAAGUUAAAAACGUUUUAACAUCCAACGGACAAAUUGGUCCACAUUUUUACCUGCGAUGUGAAGUUCACCAAACAACUAUUAAGGCAAAUGACGAAUCCCAUUUCCCACCAGAAGGUGGAUGUUUCGUCAAAUGUCUUACCCAAAUGCCCUGCCGGCACAUAUGCCCCAAAAUUUGUCAUGUCGAGGAUCGUGAGCAUACACGACAGAAAUGCCACGAAACUUGCUUACGCUACUGUGCCGUUGGACAUAAGUGUCCCAAAAUAUGCUACCAAGAUUGCAAUCCAUGUUUGACGAGGAUCCCAAAAGUCCUUGUACCAUGCAAACAUACUCAAAUUACGGAGUGCUAUCGAGAUCCAGCUACAGAAGAUUGUCUUACUAAAGUCGUCAAGGCGUUUACUGCUUGCCAACAUACCAUUGAACUACACUGUAGCAAACCCAUUUCCGAAGUCAAAUGCCCAGAGCUGUGUGGCAUGCGUCUUGAUUGCGAGCAUAUCUGCAACCGUAUCUGUCACAAAAGAAGCUCUCAUGCAAAAAUGGCAUGUGAUCAACCGUGUCGCCGUUUUAUAUGCCCGGAGAAGCAUCCAUGCCCGAAGAAAUGUUUUGAAAAAUGCGGGAAAUGUAUGUUCGACGUUGUUAAGAAAUUGCCCUGUGGACACGACGGGACAAUUAAAUGCUGGGUGCUUCCUAAAGACGCCUACUGUAAUGUCAAAGUUGAAAGAAUUCUUUCCGACUGUCAGCAUACAGCCUUCUUCGACUGCAGCGAACCUACCAAAGACUACAAAUGCAAACGACAAUGUGGGAGACUGAUGUGUAACGAUGGACAUGUAUGUCACAAGCCUUGUUAUGAACCGUGUGGCCCUUGCAACGUUCAGGUUCAGCGCACACUAAAGUGUGGACACACAACGCAAACAGCUUGUUACAAAGAUCCCUUGACAAUCAAAUGCAAGUUUCCGAAAGACGUUGUUCUUCCUGGUUGCCGCCAUAGAGUUGAGAUACUUUGUAGCGAAUCCCCUGAAAAAGCCGUUUGCCCAAUGACAUGCGAUACUCGCCUCGAUUGUGGCCACCAAUGCACAGAAUUGUGUCACGUCAAAAAAGAUCCUAACCAUGAAAAGUAUAUCUGCAAGAAAGCUUGCAGCCGGAAAAAGAUCGAUUGCAAAGAAAAUCAUAAAUGUGGGAAAAAAUGCUUCGAAGAUUGUGACCUUUGUUUAAUUAAAGUCAACCGGACCCUGCUUUGCGGUCAUUCUCAAAUUGCUGAAUGCUUUUUGAGUGAGGAACAAAUCAAGUGCAAGGAAAUGGUCAAUAAGACUAUUAUUGAAUGUAUGCAUCCCAUCCGCAUUGAGUGUUCGGUCCUAGCGACUCGCCGGUUAUGCAAACAGCCCUGCGAAAAAUACUUGAGCUGUGGCCAUCAGUGCAAGAAGCAAUGCGGGGAAACAUGCACGCCGUUGGCCUGUCAAGAACCAGUUGAAAUUCGUAUGUUAAGCCCAUGUGGUCAUCCAUUCGUGAAGAGUUGCAGCGAUUAUCACACAUCCCGUGUGGUAACCGAGUCGCAGGCGGAGGAAUUUCUACAAUCAUGUCCGCAACGUUGCCAAGCCACAUUGACUUGUGAACAUCCUUGUAAAGGUUCUUGUGGAAAGUGUUUCAACGGCCGUCUUCAUAAAACUUGCGCAGAAAAAUGUGGACGUACCCUGGUUUGCGGCCAUAGCUGUAAUGUAGAUUGCGCUGUUUCCUGUCCACCUUGUAAGGAAACGUGCGAAUACCGUUGCCGACACAGCAGGUGUCGUAAGAAAUGCUGCGAGCCUUGCGUUGAUUGUGUUGAGCCUUGCGAUUGGAAAUGUGACCAUUAUACUUGUACACAAAAGUGUUACGAGCUUUGCAAUCGCCCCCGCUGUGAUGAGCCAUGCCGUAAACGUCUCCCAUGUGGCCAUCGUUGCGUUGGACUUUGUGGGGAGGUGUGUCCCCCUCUUUGCCGUGUGUGUCACAAAGACCAGCUGACGGAAUUCGUCCUUUAUGGUAACGAGGACGACGAAGACGCCAGAUUCAUCUACUUGGAAGAUUGCAAGCAUACCAUAGAAGUAGAAGGAUUAGACCAUUGGAUGGAAAUGAAGCAGGAAGAAACGCAAGAAAUUCAAACGAAAUGCUGCCCGCGCUGCAAAACUAUCAUCCGUUCUUGUUACCGCUAUAAUAAUGUCAUCAAACGCAAUUUCGGAGACAUUCUGGAAGUCAAGAGGAUGCUUUUGCGCUCUCGUAUCAGCUCCAAGGAUUUCACCGAGAAUCUUUUAAAAAAAGUUAAACAAUCAGACCUCCAGAAUAAUGCUCUGGCGGGUAAGCUAAACCAUGGGAUAACUAAUAUCCUAGCCUACGGCCUGGACGGUAUUCGCAACGCCCUAAAUCCAACCGUGGUUCGAAACAAACCUCAGUUCAAAACAUUAGACACCGACACGCGCUACAUGAUUGAAGUUCAAGUAGACGUUAUAGAAAGAGUUUUGAGCUUCAUAGCGAACGCCCCAAAGAGUGGCUCCAAUCCCACUAGUCUUCAAGCUCCAACUGUUUCAAUGACUCGACCUUUGCUGGAAAAUCUGUUAAGCCGCGUAGAGCAGCUCCUUUUAUCGCUUUUUCAUCGCGAACGCUUCAAUGCCAAAGAAUAUGAUUGCUUUAUUGCCGAAGUCAAUCGAUUGGAUUUGGUUCGAGCCUUCUUCUUACUAAAGAGUGCAUCAUCCAUGCAUAACAGACAUUUAUUGGUCUCCGAGGAAAUCCGGCAAGUUGAAGACCUGCUUAUGAAGAACGUGAAAACUUUGACAGUAUCAAAUAUCAACAAAAUCAAAGAAAUUUUGCAAAAAAUGGGGCAAAAACUGAAUACGGGACUGGGCAUCAGCGAUGUCGAACGGCAGCAGAUAGUAAAAGCUAUGGGACUCGCCCAAGGCCACUGGUACAAAUGCCCAAACGGGCAUAUCUACGUGAUUACCGAGUGUGGCGGCGCUAUGCAAGAAUCUAAAUGCAAUGAAUGUGGCGCAAACAUUGGUGGAGGCAGUCACAGACUGCGUUCGGACAACGGCGUAGCAGGAGAGAUGGAUGGCGCUCGCUAUGCUGCAUGGUCAGAGCAUGCCAAUAACAUGGCUAAUUUUCAAUUUAAUGAUUAACUUUCCACAGUUAGCAUUAAGAAACGCACGUAAUAGAUUGAUUCGGUUAACUUUUGUAUUUUUAUAUAUGCUGCUUGUAAGUUGUAACAUUCUAAAACGUAUAUUCAUAUGCAUUCCAUUAUUCAUUUAUAAACCAGAAAUUAAACGAUUGUUUUGGGAAUUAUGGGAGAAAUCAAUAAACAACUGAUUAAGUUGUG